Molecule: messenger RNA, 378 nt
Organism: Fusarium musae
Lineage: Eukaryota; Fungi; Ascomycota; Sordariomycetes; Hypocreales; Nectriaceae
Gene: RPL35
Product: 60S ribosomal protein L35
Exons: 3
Coding region: 1-378 (125 amino acids)
Biological process (GO): translation; maturation of LSU-rRNA from tricistronic rRNA transcript (SSU-rRNA, 5.8S rRNA, LSU-rRNA)
Cellular component (GO): ribosome; cytosolic large ribosomal subunit
Molecular function (GO): structural constituent of ribosome; mRNA binding
Source: RefSeq, a predicted model, not a curated record
AUGUCGUCGGGCAAGGUCAAGGCUGGUGCGCUCUGGGGCAAGAACAAGGAUGAUUUGACAAAGCAGCUCGCUGAGCUCAAGACCGAGCUUGGUCAACUCCGCAUCCAGAAGGUCGCCUCUUCUGGCUCCAAGCUGAACAGGAUUCAUGACAUCCGCAAGUCGAUCGCCCGUGUCCUGACCGUUAUCAACGCCAAGCAAAGGGCUCAGCUUCGACUCUUCUACAAGAACAAGAAGUACGCCCCUCUCGACCUCCGACCCAAGCAGACUCGUGCCAUCCGCCGCCGACUAUCACCCGAGGAGAAGUCCCGUGUCCUCGAGAAGACCAAGAAGCGCACUGUUCACUUCCCUCAGCGCAAGUUCGCCAUCAAGGUACGAUGA